AUGCCCAGUAAGCAGGCGAACGAUGUGCUGGCGGUGGAGGAGCUGGUGCACGAGAUCCGUGAAAACCUGCGUCUGAAAGCGAAACCUACCCACCACCAGGCGACGCGAAGUUCGCGGCCCUCACCCUAUCACAUACCCUGCCGAUCGUGGUCGGAACCCGUGUGUGGAGCCGGCACGGACAAGGCGAAGGCGGCCAACAAGGCGAAGACGAAAGGCGAGGAGACGAUAGACGAUCCGUACGAGUUCCUGCAGACCCUGCUAAAAAACAACAACCUCGUGAAGGAGGCCGUCCGCCGGUUGCAGCAUGGACUGUCGCCCAAGCAGCGAUACUUCUACGAGAGCGACGAGGAGUCGUCCCGGUCGCCGCUUGUAGUCAUGUGUCAGUUAGAAUCUUAA
Messenger RNA from Anopheles nili, 396 nucleotides. RefSeq names its product GSK-3-binding protein-like. Bases 1 to 396 code for a protein of 131 amino acids. Gene Ontology annotation, cellular component: cytoplasm. The record is from RefSeq and is a predicted model, not a curated record. The transcript has a single exon. Lineage: Eukaryota; Metazoa; Arthropoda; Insecta; Diptera; Culicidae.